GCGAACACUCGGCGACUUCGUGCCGUGGAGAUUGACAGUGCGACAGUACAGUUGGGAGUGAUUGGAUCUCUCUUGGCUUCGCUGUCCAUCGAGUGAGAGUUGUGUGUGAGUCACUGGCGGACAUUCCAGGCAUCUCUCGUGAGUGAAAGGGCCAUUCCACAAGCAGACACGAUGUCCGUGAACACGGCGCACGCCAACAACGGCGUCCUCAUUCACGCUGGCGAAUGCAUUCUCCUCUUCAGCGACAGCGUGUCGAUGGAGUUUUCGGGCCAGAGCGGACCCAUGUUCAAGGGCACCAAAGUCGGCCGCUGCUAUCUCACCACGCACAGGUUGAUCUUCAACAACGGCAAGGCCGCGGAUCCGCUGCAAUCCUUCAGUUUCCCCUUCGUCGCGCUCAACGACGUGGAAGUGGAACAGCCCGUUUUCGGCGCCAACUACAUCAAGGGCAAGGUGCGCGCCCAGGAGAAUGGGAAUUUCGUGGGCGAGGCGAAGUUCAAGCUGCUCUUUAAGGCGGGCGGCGCCAUUGACUUCGCGCAGGCCAUGCUGCGCGCCGUGCAGAUGGCCAGGCGCCACUAUCACCACGACGCGCCGCCGCCUUAUGAAGCGCCCUCGGACGAUUGGUACGCGGCGCCGCCGCCGGCCUACAGGCCCAAUCCGACUGGGUACUACGGCUGGGUGCCGCAGGCGGCGGCGUUCCCCAACCAGCCGCCGCAGGACAGUGUCUUCAUGUCGCCCAAUCCGCCUCCUUAUCCAGGCAUCGCGCCGCCGUCCGGCGGUCCCGGCGCAGCUGGCGGUUUCGGCUAUCAGCCGCAGCAGCAGAGCAACGGAUACCCAGGACCGGCUGGCGGCUAUUCAGGCUACCCCGGCGCCCCGCCCGGCUAUCCUGGCCAGGCCGCCGGAGGCUUCCAGCCGCCGCAGGGAAUGGGAUGGCAGACGGGACCUUCAGCACCCGGAUAUCCAGCGCCAGGCGGCUAUCCAUCGGCCCCCAGCGGCUACCCAUCCGCCCCCGGCGCCAUGGGCUUCGCGGCACCACAGCAGCCGCCACAGAAUUCAAAGGAGGCCGAAGCCGCCCAGAGCGCCUACUACGAUCCCAAUCAGCCGCAGACGGCAUACGUGCCGCCGCCGCCAGCUUACUAUGAACAGCCGCCGAGCUACAACUCAGUGGCGAAGAAGCUUCAGUAAAUAAAAGAAUCUUCACGGCUUUCAUCUUUGUCGUGCGCCUUCUCAACGAUAAUAAAGACAGCAAGCAAGGCUGAUGAAUUGCCCAUGAAGCGCGCGAAUUGGGAUUAAAAAGAAAACAAACUAUUUUACUACCACUUUAAUCAACCGCAUAUUAUUGUGUCUUUGGAAGCAAUUGUCCUGUUUACUAUGCGUGAAAAAAAAACAUUAGCACUACUAUUGAGAUGUUUAUAAACUCUUUGUAUAUUUUAUGUAUAGUUGCAAAUGUUAUGAAAAGUAUUACAAGUCCUACAAAAUGGUAAGAAA
Messenger RNA from Phlebotomus argentipes, 1485 nucleotides. RefSeq names its product WW domain-binding protein 2 (gene Wbp2). Gene Ontology annotation, biological process: positive regulation of DNA-templated transcription. Gene Ontology annotation, cellular component: nucleus. The coding region runs from base 172 to 1182 and encodes 336 amino acids. Gene Ontology annotation, molecular function: chromatin DNA binding; transcription coactivator activity; phosphatidylinositol-3-phosphate binding. The record is from RefSeq and is a predicted model, not a curated record. Lineage: Eukaryota; Metazoa; Arthropoda; Insecta; Diptera; Psychodidae. The transcript has 5 exons.